Sitophilus oryzae (rice weevil) is the source of this 438-nucleotide messenger RNA. Its product is annotated as octopamine receptor Oamb-like. NCBI's taxonomy places the organism in Eukaryota, Metazoa, Arthropoda, Insecta, Coleoptera, Curculionidae. Gene Ontology annotation, cellular component: membrane. The record is from RefSeq and is a predicted model, not a curated record. The transcript has 3 exons. Bases 1 to 438 code for a protein of 145 amino acids. Gene Ontology annotation, biological process: adenylate cyclase-activating adrenergic receptor signaling pathway. Gene Ontology annotation, molecular function: G protein-coupled amine receptor activity.
AUGAAUUGGAUUGAUAAUUUAAUAUUAUUGGUUAAGCGUUUCCGUAUGGAAACCAAAGCCGCCAAAACCCUAGGCAUCAUCGUCGGAGGCUUCAUUUGCUGCUGGCUGCCCUUCUUCACUAUGUACCUGGUACGCGCCUUCUGCGCCGACUGCAUCCACCCCCUAGUCUUCUCCAUCCUGUUCUGGUUGGGGUACUGUAACAGCGCCAUCAACCCCCUGAUCUACGCUCUCUUCUCCAAGGACUUCAGGUUCGCCUUCAAGAGAAUCAUCUGCAAGUGUUUCUGCACGGGGAAAGGCUCGAUGAAUUCUCGGAGAGGAUCGGAUGGAUCUCAACUACAAGGCCGUCAAUUCAGAUCACCCAGUUACAACGUCCAAGUGCACGGCAACUCCCUGGGCGAAGAGAGCGACCCCGGCGGGGACCCGUCCGACUCCAGGUGA